Messenger RNA from Penicillium psychrosexuale, 531 nucleotides. RefSeq lists its product as uncharacterized. Bases 1 to 531 code for a protein of 176 amino acids. Lineage: Eukaryota; Fungi; Ascomycota; Eurotiomycetes; Eurotiales; Aspergillaceae. The transcript has a single exon. The record is from RefSeq and is a predicted model, not a curated record.
AUGGCGGUCGGCGGGAACCCAUGUCUGUACUCGUACGCUCUUGGCAACGAAGCCCGGUCGCCAAAUCGCUGCGGAGCUUUAUCCGGAUAUCCACCAGCUGCAGUGCAGAGGACUUGGUCAUGCGACCAUACUGUUUCUGUCUUGGAACGACACAUAUCCAUACAGACCGGCUUGUUUCAAAUGCUUUAUAACAAUGGCAUAGGGUAUGGUAGUGUGGUGAUUGGGCAGCAGCUUGAGAUUCCCCUUAAUCUAUCUACCCGCUCCGCAACCUCUCCAGGGGUAUCUGCGGAACUGAGCGUGGAUACUGCGUGCGUACUAGUUGUCGUCGCGCUCGAGUUGAGACAAGCUAUAUCCUCUAGCAGCCCAAUGGCGUCGGCUGAGUUGUGUCAUGACUGUUCUGGGUUGGCUCCGCUCCGACGCAAGAAUGGCAAUGGGUUGUCACUAGUCCGGGUAUACCAAACUACCGUCUUGGAGGAUAUUGUGGUCUUCGCAUAUAGACAUCGGCGAGACCGUGCAGCGUGCGCACUAUGA